Messenger RNA from Striga hermonthica, 408 nucleotides. The record is from the annotation of a GenBank genome assembly. NCBI's taxonomy places the organism in Eukaryota, Viridiplantae, Streptophyta, Magnoliopsida, Lamiales, Orobanchaceae.
AUGGAUAGUUGUUCUUCUUCUAUAGGAACAAGUUUGAUGACGGUAUUUGCAGUCUCAGGCAGCGUAGUAUUUGUUGCAAUGCAAGCCCACAAACGCCUCCUUUCCAAUUUCUUCAAGGACAUGGAAUUUGAAUUCAACAAUUCUACAGGGGGGUUGAAAGGUGAGACAAAGAAGAAGGUGAGAUUUGCCGGAGAUGUGAUCGCCGGUCGGAAUUAUUCCGGCGGCAAAUCAAGGGCGCCGGCAAAGUCAAUGUGCAAAAAUGUACACGAUGAGAAUUUGGAGGCCAUGCCCAAAAAUUGGCAAGUCAUGUACAGGGCCUCGGCCGCCGUCCUUCCCAUCCUUCCGCCGCCGUCCGGCCAUGAAGAUUCUCCAGGCGGAGGCUGCGAUUUUUUUUCCGGCGUGCAAUAG